GUUUAGUGCAGAGACUUUAAAAAUAGAGUUUAGAUAACUUAUAAUAAAUAACAAUGGUUUUUUAAUAAUACAUUAUAAAGCAAAUUUUUUCGAAGUGAACAAAAUACAAAGAUUUAUAGAAUUAAUAAUGGUAAAUAAUGGAGAGCCAACCAACUGAAUCUGUUGCUUCCGGAAACGCAGAAGAGGAUUGGGAGAUUUAUCAAAUUUUAUGUGAAGGGGAUCAACAAAAGGAAGUAAAGAUGGAAGACCAUGGUGAAGUGGAUGUAACAACUUCUCUAAGGAGCGAAGUAGCAGCUUUGCAAUACAAAAGAGAUAGAUUAACACAAGAGGUAGAAGAAAUGAGGUCACAAAUACGAUCCCGCGACCAGCGAUGUCUGGAGUUACAAAUGGAAGCAGAGCAACUCAGGGAACAAUCAGCUAGGCAGAACGUUAUCAUUAGUUCGUUGAAAAAGCGAGUACAUGAGUUGGAAGAAAGAGAACGAAAUUUGUUUGCCUCUCAGGGAAGAAGUGAGAUAGCUUUACAAACGGCUCAAAGAGAUAUCAGAUACAAUGAAGAAAAAGCGAAAGAAAUGGAAUCGAAGGUCAGACAUCUUGAACUUGAACUACUAGCAGAGGAGAAAAAGAAAGAAGCCGCUCGAACGCAGUUUCAAGAUUUUGUAAGGAGAUUAUCCGUCGCAUUAGGCGCUGACAUUAUUGACAGUUCCAGUGUUUCCACCGAAGCACUAGUGCUAAAAGCAUCCGAAUUAGUGCAGGAAACAUCUAGAUUAAGAAACAAAGCUCACAAUAUAAGCGACACACUUGGAUCUGCUGAAAUAGAACUCCGAACUUGUAGAGAUAAUCUGAAUAGAGCUCUGGAAGAUAAAGAAAUUCUACAAAGACAGUCUGCCAAUCAAAUUAUAGAAAUUGAUCGUCUCAGACAGGAAAAGGAAUCUUUAGAAAUGCAACAUCGUGUCACGGAAAGAGAACUGUUAGAACUGAAAGAAAAACUAGCGAUGUCUACACGAAGUUUAGGAUCUGCUAGUGGAAAUAUUGCUCAACAAGAAUCCUUAAUUUGCCAACUGAGAGAUGAUCUAAAACUGAAAGAAGACAAAAUUCAGAGGUUGCAAUCGGACCAAAAACAUACGCUUGAGUCAAUAGCUAUUUUACUGAGCACACCAACGAGGUUCGUUGAUUCUUUAGAGGGGCCAAUCAAAGAAAAAAUACAUGAAAUUUUAUCUGAAAACAAAGAAAAGUCGUUGUUAAUUGAUAAUUUAAAAGACAAAUUAAACAACGAAACGCAACAACUCAGUAGACAAAUAUCUUUAUACGAGCAAGCCAAUUCUAGAAUAAGACUAUUAGAAGACGAAAAAAAUCAUCUUGAAGCAAGAUUACACAAAGUAGAUGCAGAAUAUAACUCUUGUGAAUUAAGCAGAGAUGGACUGAAGCGUGAUAAAUGCACUUUUAUGAAUUUCUUAGAACGACUGGCAAGAGCACUGAACAUGGAUGAAAUAUCUCACGAUAUUGGUGUUGAAUUGCAUACAGAGUCAUUACUUUUAAGAGCUGAACAAUUAGCACGACUGGAAAGUGACAAAUUGGUUGACAAACUGCUUUGUUGCGGAUAUGGAACAUUGCCAAGACUAUCUUGUUUAAGACGGGAGAGAUCAUUUCACGAUAUUCCAUUACGUGAUACCUCGAUGGUUUAUCAACUGCAACGUCGCGUCCGCACACUCAGGGAACAAGUACAAAGAAAAGAUCUUCAUUUAGAUCUUUUGCGUAGAAAACUGUCUUUGCAAGAAGACACCGCCAAAACAAAAUGUCUGCUGCAAAGCGAAAGAGACGAGGCGAAUGCGAGAGUGAAGAAAUUGGUUAAACAAGUUGAUCGACUGCAAUUACAACUUAGUGAAGCCAAAAGCCAAAUUAGGGAUCUCAAUAGUCAAUUGGCCGAAGCAGCUGAUUACAAGAUCACUGCUUUAGAACGUGGAAGGAAAAUUGAAGAACUCCAAAAAAGACUGAUGGAAUCGGAAACUUUAAGGACCAAGUAUAAUAGAAAGGUGACAUUGCUGAAAGACCAAAUUCGUCAUAGCGGUGAUACGAUAGAUCAAGAAAGAAAUAUUAGUGAACAUUCCAUGCAAAUAUUAAGAGAUGAGCUAGCACGUGUAAAAGAUACACUCUCCGAAGUACAAAGACGCGAAGCACAGUUGCAGUCAUUCAAACAGUCCAUUGCAAAAAUAUUGGGUGUAGUUCUGCCAAUGCCCGACUACGAACUAGUGUCACGAUUACAAAAACUGGUAGAUGCCCAUCACGACUUCACACUAGUUUCCAGAAGAUAUGACGAUCCUGUUCUGAGAUUAACUGCCCGAAGUCCAACUGGAGGUUCCAGGUGUACAAGAACACCAGACAGAUCUCGAUAUGACGAUUCUGGAUAUGUGGAUGGUGUAGAUUUAGAUAAUUCUGACGAGGACUUAUAUAAGAGACAAGGAAGACAACAUCUUUGCUGACGUUCAUUAAACAGAAGAUAAAGUGGCACAAUAAAUCAGCGAUGACUGAGAAAUAUUACAAAAUUAUAUUUGAAAAGAGGGAACAAAAUUUGAUUGAUGAACGAAACUUCGAUGAAAAUGAUAUAACUGAGUUGAUAGUAGUUUGGAAUAAAACGUUUAGUCACUGAAAAGUCACGUUAGAAAAAAAUGGGUUUAUUGAAUAACAUAUUGCACAGAGGAAUCGGAACAUUACGACAGAUAUACCUAGAUAAAAUGCAUUAUAUUUUCACUUAUUUAAAUGUGUAAUUUCUUGUUUUGUUUUAUAAACUACAAAUGAGAGUUAUUCUAUAUACUAGAACAGUAUAAACAGCUAAAUU
Sitophilus oryzae (rice weevil) is the source of this 2833-nucleotide messenger RNA. RefSeq names its product coiled-coil domain-containing protein 170-like. Lineage: Eukaryota; Metazoa; Arthropoda; Insecta; Coleoptera; Curculionidae. The transcript has 13 exons. Bases 138 to 2477 code for a protein of 779 amino acids. The record is from RefSeq and is a predicted model, not a curated record.